This is a messenger RNA of Necator americanus (New World hookworm), 411 nucleotides long. RefSeq lists its product as uncharacterized. The record is from RefSeq and is a predicted model, not a curated record. The transcript is spliced from 2 exons. The coding region runs from base 1 to 411 and encodes 136 amino acids. NCBI's taxonomy places the organism in Eukaryota, Metazoa, Nematoda, Chromadorea, Rhabditida, Ancylostomatidae.
AUGUCUGAAAGUUUCGUGAGUGAUGUUGAGGAGGUCGUUGAGCCGUAUCCAUCUGAGUUCGCUGCUGGUCCAUCCGUGCAGCGAACACAUCACCCCAUCUCGUCUCCCUCGAGGUUAUUAUUAUUAUUAUUAUUAUUAUUAUUAUUAUUAUUAUUAUUAUUAUUAUUAUUAUUAUUAUUAUUAUUAUUAUUAUUAUUAUUAUUAUUAUUAUUAUUAUUAUUAUUAUUAUUAUUAUUAUUAUUAUUAUUAUUAUUAUUAUUAUUAUUAUUAUUAUUAUUAUUAUUAUUAUUAUUAUUGUUAUUACUAUUAUUAAUGUUAUGCUAUAAUUAUCUCAUAGUACUUUCUGAAAAAACCAGAAAAUUCCAGAGAAUCUCUAUUGAAGCGCUCCUAAGAACGUUUGAAAUCCUCUAA